Messenger RNA from Nematocida minor, 255 nucleotides. RefSeq lists its product as uncharacterized. The record is from RefSeq and is a predicted model, not a curated record. Bases 1 to 255 code for a protein of 84 amino acids. The transcript has a single exon. Lineage: Eukaryota; Fungi; Microsporidia.
AUGGAUGCGUUUAAUUUAGCAAGAGAGCUGGUAGGAAAGAAAGAGACAGAAGAGGAUGCACUGCUUGCCCAGCUGCAAUCAGUGAAGGAGCCUGUUAAUUUUAAGGGAGCUGUGCAGCUGGGAAAGUAUCUGUACAGGACAGAACAAAACCAGUUGGUGUCUCUAGCCAUUGCCAAGAGCAAACCGAAGAAUGGAGUAGCACACGGGAUGAUAGAGAUCAAUGGACUGUGCAUCUAUGUAUUUACAAACGAAUAA